Molecule: messenger RNA, 2487 nt
Organism: Sphenostylis stenocarpa
Lineage: Eukaryota; Viridiplantae; Streptophyta; Magnoliopsida; Fabales; Fabaceae
Source: the annotation of a GenBank genome assembly
AUGAAUUCCUCCAACUUCGAAACCAUUGAUUCCAUUAUCAUAGACUUGAACAACGAUCUCAAGGCCUGUUUCAAUAGAACUACGUACCACGGUUCCGCCCUUUGGCUGGAAAAUUCCGUGGAGAAAACACUUCCUUCAUUUGUUCUCCAAUUUGCCAUUAUCCUAGCACUCAACCGCUUUCUGCUCGUUCUUGCAGAACUAUACCAUGUACCUCGUAUUGUUGCCAAUAUUUUUACUGGUUUUCUGAUAGGUCCAUCUAUUCUGGGACGUUGGAAACCUUUUCUGCAACACCUAUUUCCUUUCAGCAACGUCAUACCAUUGGAGACGGUGGGAUCGGUGAUCCUUGUUUACUACCUGUUCUUGGUGGGCCUAGAGAUAGACUUGAAACCAAUAAUGAGGUUGCACAAAAAGGCCACAGUUAUAGCCAUUGCGGGCACAAUCUUCCCCAUACCGAUAGGGUUUGGCUUGUACUACAUGCUUGUCACCGACAUGGCCCGAAAACCUUUGUCCAGUGAAAACGUUAGACCAAAGGGUGCAAUAUUAUGGGGAAUCACCCUUUCUUGCAGCAGUGAGUUCCCUGAGAUUGCAAAGAUCCUUUCAGAUCUUAAGCUUCUCCUCACGGAGAAUGGACAACUGGCUCUCACAGCUUCUCUCAUCAACGACUUAGUUUCAUGGACCCUUCUUGUGUUGGUCCUAACACAAUUCUACCACGCUUCUGUGGCAUCAUUUAUCAUCACUUUGUUGAUUGUGAUAGUGUGUUUUGUGGCACUUAACCAUUUUUUCAAGUGGCUAUUCAACAAUGUGGGAACGGGGGAUAGAGAGUUCCUUGAUUCACAAGUCAUAUUCGUGCUGCAUGUGGUUUUGGUUAUUGGGUUGUUAACCGAUGGAUUGGGUGUGCUUUCCAUAACUGGGGCUUUCUUUUUGGGUGUUCUGAUCCCUCAGGGGGCGCUUAACAAUACCGUGGAGGACAAGGUUCAUGACUUUGUGGCUAUUUUCAUGAUGCCUUUGUUCUUUGUAGCUGUUGGAGAGAGGAUUAUAAUCCAAGACUUGGCCUUGGACACACAUUGCACAACUGUGGUGGCAGUGGUUGUGUUGGCCUUGUUGACGAAGAUGGUGUGCACUAUGGCGGUCGCUUGGUCCUACCAGAUGCCGCACAUGGAAGGAUUAUCCCUUGCCCUCCUCAUGAACACUAAAGGAAUCAUGCCAUUGAUCAUUCUCUGCGCCGGCAGGGACAGACGCGAACUGGACAACCAAACCUUUGGGGUGAUGCUGUUGGGCUGCUGGUUAAUGACAAUUCCUGUGGGACCUGUCUCAUCAGCUUUAAUAAAAGCCUUCAAAAGCAGAAUGGUUAUGGGAGGCCAACGCAGGAUGCAAGACACACAACCAGACUCACCCCUCAGACUACUUGCCUGCAUCCACACAAAGCGCGACGCCAAGGUGAUUAUAGACCUCUUAAAAGCGUCGUGUCCCUCUGUGAGAACCCCAAUCCAAGUUCUAGCAGUGGAACUGAGCAAAAUGACCAACCGCCCUGCCUCAUCACUCAUCAUAAGGGACGCUCGAAAACCAUCCUUCACAUCAAAGUCUUUGAAGAAAGACUCCGAAGACACCCUUGGAUGCUUCGACAAUCUCAGCCAAGCCAUCUUCGCAGAGAAAAUGAGAAUCAUCUCAGACUAUAACUCUAUGCACACGGACAUCCUGAACCUCGCAAGACGCAGAGGUGUGACACUUAUCCUAUCCACAUUCCACAAGCAACCAACCUACGAUGGUUUAGGAGCAGGUGCUGCAACUGCUAGAGCUGUCAACAUCAUCAACCGUGACCAUGCAAGAAAAGACGAGAAGAAAGUGGUGUCAGAGAAUCUAGUUAGAGACGCAUCGUGUUGUGUGGCCAUAUUUGUGGAUAGAGGGGUGAAUCACAAGCGUUCCAAGGAGCUACGUGUGGCUAUGUUCUACGUUGCUGGUGCUGAUGACCGUGAAGCGCUCUCUUAUGCAUGGAGAAUGACUAGGAGUUCUGAGGUGAAUUUAACGUUGGUGAGGCUUGUUUGGGAGAACCCUAAUGAUGAGUUUGACGAAGCGGACAAAGAGUUCAUCAAGGGGUUUAAGCAACAAAUGGGGGACUCGCCAAGGGUGAGGUAUUUGGAGAAGGUGGUGAGGGAUGAGAGGGAAACAGUUAAACUUUUGGACAAGAUAGGGAACAAAGGUUUUGAUUUGUAUGUGUUGGGAAGAGGGCAUGGGAGGAAGAUGUCAUUGGCACAAACGGUGGAUCCUGUGUUGGAGGAGCCUGUGUUAGGACCUCUUGGGGAUGCUUUGACGGAUUUGAACUCUGCAGCUAAGACCUCUAUUUUGAUAUUCCAAAGACAGGUUGAACAUGUUGAAGGGAGUGUGAGGUCUACAUCAUCUGCUUAUGAGAAAGUGUUUGAUGGCAUGGUGGAGCAGAAGUUAAUGUGCCCUCCACCGAGGUCUCCGGUGAUUUUAAGUCAGUUUGAUUGA